This is a messenger RNA of Enhydra lutris kenyoni (northern sea otter), 2271 nucleotides long. RefSeq names its product parathyroid hormone 1 receptor. Gene Ontology annotation, biological process: intracellular calcium ion homeostasis; cell surface receptor signaling pathway; adenylate cyclase-activating G protein-coupled receptor signaling pathway. Gene Ontology annotation, cellular component: plasma membrane. The transcript has 16 exons. The coding region runs from base 333 to 2111 and encodes 592 amino acids. The record is from RefSeq and is a predicted model, not a curated record. Lineage: Eukaryota; Metazoa; Chordata; Mammalia; Carnivora; Mustelidae. Gene Ontology annotation, molecular function: parathyroid hormone receptor activity; G protein-coupled peptide receptor activity; peptide hormone binding.
CUUGCUUAGGCCUGAGCCCCAGAAGCUGCUAGAACCAUCCAUGGCCUCUCCAUGGCCAACCUGAGCCUGCUCUGAGUCUCCAGGCCCUGCUUGGAAGACCUUGUGGGCUCUAGGCUGAGUCUGGGGAGCCCACAGAGCCCAUGGGUCUGGACACCCACACUCCGCAGCACUAAAACAGUAAAGUUAAAAGCGCCCUUUGAAUCAGCUGGUCAAGUCCCCGAUUUACAGAUGAGGAAACUGAGGCCCAGACAGCAGGAAGUCGUCCUGCCCAGGAUACACAACCGGGCCGGCGGCGGCGGCUGCCCCGAGGGACGGGGCCCUAGGCGGUGGCGAUGGGGGCCGUCCGGAUCGCGCCCGGCCUGGCGCUCCUGCUCUGCUGCCCGGUGCUCAGCUCCGCAUACGCGCUGGUGGAUGCAGAUGACGUCAUGACCAAAGAGGAGCAGAUCUUCCUGCUGCACCGCGCCCAGGCCCAGUGCCAGAAGCGGCUCAAAGAAGUCCUGCAGAGGCCAGCUGACAUAAUGGAAUCAGACAAAGGAUGGGUACCUGCCUCCACAUCAGGGAAGCCUAAGAAGGAGAAGGCAUCUGGGAAGCUCUACCCUGAGUCCGAGGAGGACAAGGAGGUGCCCACUGGCAGCAGGCACCGAGGGCGCCCCUGCCUGCCCGAGUGGGACCACAUCCUUUGCUGGCCGCUGGGGGCACCAGGUGAGGUGGUGGCCGUUCCUUGUCCCGACUACAUUUAUGACUUCAAUCACAAAGGCCAUGCCUACCGUCGCUGUGACCGCAAUGGCAGCUGGGAACUGGUGCCUGGGCAUAACCGGACAUGGGCCAACUACAGCGAGUGUGUCAAGUUCCUGACCAAUGAGACUCGUGAACGGGAGGUGUUUGACCGCCUGGGCAUGAUCUACACCGUGGGCUACUCGGUGUCGCUGGCCUCCCUUACCGUGGCUGUGCUCAUCCUGGCCUACUUCAGGCGGCUGCACUGCACGCGCAACUACAUCCACAUGCACCUAUUCCUGUCCUUCAUGCUUCGCGCCGUGAGCAUCUUCGUCAAGGACGCGGUGCUCUACUCGGGCGCCACGCUCGAUGAGGCCGAGCGCCUCACCGAGGAAGAGCUGCGCGCCAUCGCCCAGGCGCCCCCGCCGCCCGCCGCAGCCGCCGCCGGCUACGCGGGCUGCAGGGUAGCUGUGACCUUCUUCCUUUACUUCCUGGCCACCAACUACUACUGGAUUCUUGUGGAGGGGCUGUACCUGCAUAGCCUCAUCUUCAUGGCCUUCUUCUCAGAGAAGAAGUACUUGUGGGGCUUCACGGUCUUCGGCUGGGGUCUGCCUGCCAUCUUCGUGGCUGUGUGGGUCAGCGUGAGAGCCACCCUGGCCAACACCGGGUGCUGGGACUUGAGCUCCGGGAACAAGAAGUGGAUCAUACAGGUGCCCAUCCUGGCCUCCAUCGUGCUCAACUUCAUCCUCUUUAUCAACAUCGUCCGGGUGCUCGCCACCAAGCUGCGGGAGACCAAUGCCGGCCGGUGUGACACGCGGCAGCAGUACCGGAAGCUGCUCAAGUCCACGCUGGUGCUCAUGCCGCUCUUCGGUGUCCACUACAUUGUGUUCAUGGCCACGCCGUACACCGAGGUCUCAGGGACGCUCUGGCACAUCCAGAUGCACUACGAGAUGCUCUUCAACUCCUUCCAGGGAUUUUUUGUCGCCAUCAUAUACUGUUUCUGCAAUGGCGAGGUACAGGCCGAGAUCAAGAAAUCCUGGAGCCGCUGGACACUGGCACUGGACUUCAAGCGUAAGGCCCGCAGCGGGAGCAGCAGCUACAGCUAUGGCCCGAUGGUGUCUCACACGAGUGUGACCAAUGUAGGCCCCCGCACAGGACUCGGCCUGCCCCUCAGCCCGCGCCUGCUGCCUGCCGCCACCACCGCCACCAACGGCCACCCCCCACUCCCCGGCCACACCAAGCCAGGGGCCCCGACCCUCCAAACCACACCACCUGCCGCGGCUGCUCCCAAGGAUGACGGGUUUCUCAAUGGCUCCUGCUCGGGGCUGGACGAGGAGGCCUCGGCGCCAGAGCGGCCGCCAGCCCUACUGCAGGAGGAGUGGGAGACGGUCAUGUGAUCGGGGACCGAGCCAGGGUUGGACCCGUGGGCAUAAGGGCUGACAGACGGACCAAGAGAUGGCUGGUUGGACGGUUGCCCGCUCAGGGCUAGGGCUGGGAAGACAAAAGAGGAGAAAAAGAAAAAAAAAAAAAAGAAAGAAAGAAAGAAAAGGGAAAAGG